GGUUAGCACGCUGGGCAGGCGCAGCGCGCGCGUUGCCGUAACCGUGACGUUUUCAGCCGGGGCCUACUCUCCUCCCGCUCCUCGGCGGAGUAAUGGCCGUUGGAAGAUGGCGACUAUUGCCGAUUUGAAAGCAGUACUAAAGGACACGUUGGAAAAGAGAGGUGCACUGGGACAAAUAAAAGCAAGAAUCAGAGCUGAAGUUUUUAAUGCAUUGGAUGACCAAAGUGAACCACGGCCACCACUGUCUCAUGAAAAUCUUCUAAUCAAUGAACUAAUUCGUGAAUACUUGGAAUACAAUAAAUAUAAAUACACUGCAUCUGUUCUAACAGCAGAAUCUGGUCAACCUGAAGUACCAUUGGAUAGACAAUUUCUUGUCCAUGAGCUGAAUAUAGUGGAAGAUCCAAAUAGAAGAUCAGUCCCUCUCUUGUAUGGAAUUAUAGCUCAUUUUUUACAUGGUAGUAAAGGAGACAUCCAUGAUAUGUUUCCAAAAGGAUCUUCACUGCAGUUUCCAGGACGGAACCUCAGCAAACUACCUAAUGAAAGAAAUCGAAAGGAUUCAAUUCUAGAACCAGGGAGGAUGGCUGGCACUAGCAUUGAAGAUCCCCUAAUUUACGGGGUGUAAACAGAUGACAAUUCAGUUUUUUGUCUAUUGUUCAUUUAAACAAUGAAGACUGGAUCCUGCAAACCCUUAUUCACGUGAAUAGUUCUUGCUUACGUAAGUUGUCCCUUUGGCUUUGGUGGGACUGCUUGAAUGAGUAAAGGCUAUUCAUAAAUCAGUUUUGUAGGAUGAGGCCCACAAUAAUUUAUUGCUGGAAGAGCAAAGUUAGCUCAGGGCCUGUUCCUGCUAUGCAAGAAGGGGCCCAAAAUGUUUUCAUCUACAAAAAUAAGAAUUUUCAGGAGUAUUUAUUCUAUUCCAGCACUCGCUAUUUAACUCAAUCUUUAGUGUCAUUACUUUACACUACUUUUUCUGCACCUGUGAAAUUACUGUUACUGUAUAUGUGAAUAAAAGCUAACUUCAUUUUCUGUUU
Dermochelys coriacea (leatherback sea turtle) is the source of this 1028-nucleotide messenger RNA. RefSeq names its product centrosomal protein 20 (gene CEP20). The record is from RefSeq and is a predicted model, not a curated record. Gene Ontology annotation, biological process: cilium assembly; microtubule anchoring. Lineage: Eukaryota; Metazoa; Chordata; Testudines; Dermochelyidae. Gene Ontology annotation, molecular function: protein binding. The transcript is spliced from 5 exons. The coding region runs from base 107 to 622 and encodes 171 amino acids. Gene Ontology annotation, cellular component: centrosome; ciliary basal body; motile cilium.